AUGGAACCACCUAUCGAGGAUGAUGUCGCAGUUUAUCACGCGAUUCCAUCAGAACCAGGUGUGGAUGAUGAGGAUAUCGUAGAAUCCGAAGGAUUCGGACCGAAUCCCAACGCGCUCAUGUUCUCAGUAUCGAUGACCUUUGCGGAGUGGAUCCAGAUGUUAUGGGUGACUUAUUUGAUAGAAACACCGCUAUACUAUAUCGUAUUCACAUUGUUAUUCGCCAUUUUGUUCAUAUUAAUGGCACUCGUGAACGUUUCCAACCCCGGGGUGAUGACCAAAAAUACUGAUCUGGAGUUGUAUAAAAAUGAAGGUGCCCCGGCAACAGCCGUCGAACUGCGAAAUGGCCGAUUUAUCCAGCGCUGGUGCGUCACAUGCCAUAUAUACAAACCGCCUCGAGUGAAACAUUGUUACGAAUGCCGGCAAUGUGUAGUGCGGUUCGACCACCACUGCCCAUGGCUCUCAAAUUGUAUCGGAGGACACAACUACAAAAUAUUCGUCAUGUUCUGGCUAUGGUACUUGAUCACGGAGUGCUAUGCGCUAACUGUCAUACUAUCCUGCAUUAAGAAACUAUCGGAUAUCACAAAAAGUGCCGGAUUAGGUAGCGGGUUACGUGUAUUCGCAUCCAAUCACACGUUCCUGUUCAUCAUCACAGUAGUGGCCUGUAUACAUACACUAUUGGUUGUAUAUAACGUACUUGGUAACGCUUACUUCGUUGCUCGUAACAUGACCUAUUACGAGUUCCUCACAAGGCCGUAUCAAGGUAGUAACCCAUUUGACAAUGGAAUAUAUAGGAACCUUAAACAUUUCUGGUCACUACCAUGGUUGGAUAUCAGGUCGUGA
Molecule: messenger RNA, 840 nt
Organism: Babesia sp. Xinjiang
Lineage: Eukaryota; Apicomplexa; Aconoidasida; Piroplasmida; Babesiidae
Product: putative palmitoyltransferase ZDHHC8
Exons: 11
Coding region: 1-840 (279 amino acids)
Biological process (GO): peptidyl-L-cysteine S-palmitoylation; protein targeting to membrane
Cellular component (GO): endoplasmic reticulum; Golgi apparatus
Molecular function (GO): protein-cysteine S-palmitoyltransferase activity
Source: RefSeq, a predicted model, not a curated record